Molecule: messenger RNA, 8228 nt
Organism: Scleropages formosus (Asian bonytongue)
Lineage: Eukaryota; Metazoa; Chordata; Actinopteri; Osteoglossiformes; Osteoglossidae
Gene: col4a3
Product: collagen, type IV, alpha 3
Exons: 52
Coding region: 316-5307 (1663 amino acids)
Biological process (GO): extracellular matrix organization
Cellular component (GO): collagen trimer
Molecular function (GO): extracellular matrix structural constituent conferring tensile strength
Source: RefSeq, a predicted model, not a curated record
UUUGCCGGUGCGCAGCUCUUGCUCCGCUCCAGCUCCUGCUCUUCUGCAACUGGCAUCGCGAACACUAGUUCCAUUUUCACUUUUCCUUUCUUGUAACUAAGUGUUCGAGCGACCUGCACAUUGCUGCUGUAAGGAGGACCACUAGUCCGGACAAAUGGAAAGCAAGGGCGCCGAAGACGUGAAGUGAGCUCCGCUUGCUGCACUUCACUUGUUGCGCCCCUUGGGUUUGGCACUGCGCUGUGGACAGCGGUCGGUCCACGAUCGACGCGCGUUCUCGCGUGGGACCGUUCCAGCUGAGCACUGCUGACCGCUGAAAUGACCAAGCUGAAGCUGCUCGUCCCGAAAGUAUUUCUGCUGCUUGUCCUUUCGUGGGGAACCUGGAGACCGGUGUCUUCAGAAUAUGCCUGCGGAUGUGAUGGUAAGUCCAGGUGUCACUGCAACGGAGUGAAAGGCGACAAGGGUGAAAAGGGCUUCCCAGGGAUUCCUGGCCCCCCUGGAAUUGUUGGUUUCCUGGGAAAUGAAGGACCUCCAGGUCCAGAAGGUGAAAUGGGAGACAUGGGAACACCUGGCCUGAUAGGACUUAAAGGAGCACGGGGCCUUCCUGGGAAUGCUGGAUCCUUUGGACACCCGGGGUUGCCGGGCACCCAAGGAAGAACAGGACCCAUGGGAUCUCCUGGAAUUCCAGGAUGCAAUGGAACGAAGGGUGAGAUGGGAUUCCCUGGACUUCCUGGUCCAAAUGGUUUUGACGGACGUCCUGGUAUAGUUGGUCCACCUGGCCCAAAGGGUGACUGUUCCCAAUUACCAACAUCUGUACCACCCAAAGGAGUAUCAGGUUUACCAGGAAGAAAGGGCCCAGAUGGUCAGUGUGGGAGAUCUGGUCCCCUGGGUCCACCUGGGCCAGUGGGUCCCUCUGGCAGACGGGGGGUUGUGGGACCAUGUGGUGUACCAGGACUAAAGGGUCAAGAGGGGAGGCGCCCAAAUAUUCCAGGGCCCAGCGGGAAGAAAGGUGAGCGAGGUCCACCUGGAGUAACAGGGCAGAAAGGAAUAAAGUUGUACUUAGACAAACCCAGAGACCUGAAGGGGGAACCAGGAAAUCCAGGAGAUCAAGGCUGUCCUGGGGAGCCUGGUUGUGCUGGAGGAUCUGGACUGAAGGGAAGGAAAGGUGAUCAGGGGGAAUGUGGUCUUGAGGGAAUUGCUGGAAACAAGGGAACCUGUGGUAUCUCCGGUCUCCUGGGCCCGAAAGGUUGCAUUGGCCAGCUUGGACCCACAGGGAUUCCUGGUGUGCCAGGACAUAGAGGUGACUGUGGUCCGCUUGGUCCUCCUGGGGAUUUGAUCCAGGUGGCCAGGUGUAUCAAAGGAUUACCUGGAUUUUGUGGGCCACCUGGACCACAAGGUCCACCAGGUCCUUCAGGUCUGAAUGGUUUUCCUGGACAGCGAGGCCCACCAGGCUCCUCUGCUCCUGGUCCGUGUGGGUUAGCUGGUCUUCCUGGUUACAGUGGCCUCAAGGGAGAGAGAGGUGACCCAGGCCCCUGCAUCCCCGGACCCCAAGGACCUACUGGCCCCAGGGGGCAAACCGGUCCUCCAGGUGACCCGGGACCUCCAGGAUUACCAGAUUCUCCAAAGCCCAAACCGGGGCUGCAAGGGCAUUCAGGUCCAAAGGGGAUACCAGGACCCCAAGGACUGACUGGCUAUCAAGGGGAAAAAGGUGAAAGAGGUGAAAUUUGUUUAAAAUGUAACACUGGAAAAGCCCAGCGUGGACCCCCUGGUACUUCUGGGCAACCCGGCACACGUGGACUUGCAGGUGAAGAAGGAAUGCCUGGUUCCAGAGGUAGUGAUGGAAUAAAAGGCAUCAAAGGCCCACCUGGUCCACAGGGUCCCUCUGGCAUUCCAGGCCCUGCAGGCCAAUCGGGACCCAUGGGAGAUAGGGGCAUCUGCAAUUGCCCAGGAGAGAAAGGAGAUCAAGGACCACCUGGGGCCCAUGGGCUUCGUGGACCAGAUGGUAGAGAGGGUGUCUGUGGAUCCCCAGGACCCAAAGGCCAGUCUGGCCCAAAGGGAAGCCUAGGACCUCCAGGUCUAAAGGGAGAAAAGGGCUUCUCAGGGCUUUGUGGGACCCAUGGAGCUCCAGGACAGAUGGGACCACAGGGUCCAGUUGGCAUGGGGCUACCGGGGGCCCCAGGGGACAAAGGCAGGCGAGGUGUUGAGGGUUUAAGAGGAAGAUCUGGACAACCAGGAGAGAAGGGGUCAAAUGGAAGAAUGGUGGAAAUUCCUGGGAAUCCAGGACCACCUGGAGAAAAGGGUAAAUGUGGAAAUCCUGGGCAACCUGGUGAUCCUGGGUGCAAAGGUGACAGGGGAGAUUCUGGUCCCUGUGGUUCCAAGGGAGAAAAGGGGAUAUCUGUGCCAGGGCCCAUUGGACCUCCAGGGAUUAAAGGUGAUAAAGGCCAACAAGGAGUUCCGGGCAAAAGCUCUAUAGGUUCCCCAGGACGACCAGGACCCUCCGGGGCCCCAGGGAUGCCAGGACUAAAGGGAAAUGCUAAGGUUGGAAGUCCAGGCCCUAAAGGCCACCAAGGCUCACCAGGGGACGAUGGACCUCCUGGGCUUGGAGGCAACAUAGGGUUUCAGGGUCCGUUUGGGGUUCCCGGAUCGAGAGGACGUGAUGGAGUAGCUGGGGAAAGAGGGUGUAAAGGCUUGGAUGGACUACAAGGACCUCCUGGUUUGCCAGGGUGUUGUACUGUUGGACCCGAAGGUCCAGAAGGUUCUUGGGGUCCAAAAGGAAACGUUGGUAGAGAAGGACUGAAAGGGAUGAAAGGGAUAAACGGAGACUGUGGUACCCCAGGAGAGGGGCUCCCAGGUGUACCAGGAGGAUUUGGACUCCCAGGAUUCAAUGGAUCCCCAGGGUCAUGUGGACCUGUUGGAUUGAAAGGGUUCAGAGGACUAGAUGGGUUACCUGGAAACCCAGGGCCAAGGGGAGAUUGUGGACCUCCAGGAAGAUGUGGAAAUCCUGGGCCUGAUGGUUCCCCUGGUCCCUGUGGCCGACCUGGUCCAAAGGGAAAGAUAGGAUGUAAUGGGAUCAAGGGAGCUCGAGGCUGCCAAGGGUUAGUGGGAGACCCAGGGGAACCAGGACCUUGUGGAGACACUGUCUGCGUUGAUGAUAUCGGGCCACCAGGGGAACCUGGGCCUAGAGGGAUACUAGGAAGCACUGGUCCUAAAGGGGAACCAGGAAUUUGUGGACUUCUGGGAUCCAUGGGAAAAGAUGGCAACCCUGGGAAAGCUGGACCUCCAGGUCCACCUGGUGACCCUGGGAUCAGUGGACCCCCUGGAUGUACAGGUUUUCCAGGAAAUUCUGGUGCUCCUGGAGACAUGGGAUUGCCAGGUGUGAAAGGAGCUAAGGGGGAGGCUGGCAGCUGUGGAAGCCCAGGGUCUUCUGGGACUCCAGGCAUAGAUGGACCCAAAGGACAAAAAGGGGAAUCAAGCUUUGGGCUUGGCUCAAAGGGAGAAAAAGGAGAGAAGGGUGACCCAGGACUUUCUGGUAUAAAGGGGCAGAAGGGAGAGCAAGGUGUCUGCGGAAGCACAGGACCCCCUGGCCCAUGUGGUCCCCCUGGACCCAGAGGAAGUAUGGGGUCACCAGGAUGUCCAGGAAGCCCAGGUUUGCCAGGAGAGAAGGGAUUUGUUGGACAUCCAGGUCCCCCAGGACCCCCUGGACCAAGUGGUGUUCCAGGAAAUCCAGGAGGUGCUGGAGAUCCAGGACCUGCAGGCCCCAGAGGCAAACAAGGCACUGAUGGUUUCCCAGGCCCAUUGGGAGAGAAGGGGCAUCCUGGUGCCUGCUUGUUUGGACCACCGGGACAUGAUGGACCAAAAGGCCAAAAAGGUUCCAUGGGAAAUGUGGGUCUUCCAGCUUCUCAUGGGCCUCCUGGUCCCAGUGGCCCCCCUGGGAAUAGAGGGCCCCCAGGUCCCGCUGGUCAACCUGGGAAUGCCGGUCCUCCUGGAGUAGAUGGAGUAUGUUUUGCUGGACCGAAAGGAGAGCCUGGACAGGCUGGUAAAUCUGGACCUACUGGACCCAGAGGCCCUCAGGGGCGUCCAGGGCCCCCUGGACCUGGUUCUAAAGGAGAGAAAGGAGAUAAGGGAAACGCUGGGUCUAGAGGUCAUCCUGGUGAACCAGGAGAAAGAGGGCUACCAGGCCGACCUGGGGAAGAUGGUAGAGCUGGACUUCAAGGACCUAAAGGUGAAAUGGGUGCUCUUGGAAGGACUGGAGAAUUUGGUUUGAAAGGGAAUCGAGGCAAUCCAGGACCAAAAGGAGCUGCUGGAGCGAAAGGCCCUCCAGGACCACCCGGGAGCCCACACAAGUUCUCAUCGUCACUGAAGGUCAUCCCUGGGGAUCCAGGCAGCCAGGGGCCUCCAGGACAGCAGGGGGUAAAGGGCCCACAAGGGCCCCAAGGAAAACCAGGGCCAUUGGGACCACUAGGACAAAAGGGGGAGACUGGCAGAACAGGAGAACCAGGCUUUUCAGGUUUUUCAGGACAGAAAGGAGAGAUGGGGUUACCAGGCCUACAAGGGCCACCAGGGCUUUCAGGCCCCCCAGGCUUCAAGGGCAUCCAGGGACCUCCGGGCAGUUACAUUCCAAGCACGCUCAGUGACAGCUUCCUGUUUACUCGACACAGCCAGAGGGCCACUGAACCCACGUGUCCAGAGGGAAGCACCCAAAUGUUCUCUGGGUACUCCCUCCUCUUUGUCAAUGGCAACAACAUGGGACAUGGCCAGGACUUGGGUACCCUUGGCAGCUGCCUGCCUCAGUUCUCCACCAUACCCUUCCUGUUCUGCAACCCCAACAGCACCUGUCACUAUGCCUCCCGCAAUGACUACUCCUAUUGGCUGUCCACAGAUGAGGCCAUGCCUGACAACAUGGCCCUCAUUUCCACAGAAAUGCUAAGACCAUAUAUCAGCAGGUGCACAGUAUGUGAAGCCAGAGCAAAUAUCAUUGCUGUUCAUAGCCAGUCCACUAUAGUCCCAGAAUGUCCACAAAAAUGGCGAUCUCUUUGGGCAGGUUAUUCCUACAUAAUGCAAACUGGGGCAGGGUCAGAGGGCUCUGGCCAACCCUUAGCCUCCCCGGGGUCCUGUCUGGAGGAGUUUCGUAAAGUCCCCUUCAUUGAGUGUCAUGGCAGGGGCACCUGCAACUACUAUAGCGACUCCUACAGCUACUGGCUGGCUGCACUCGACCCUGCCAACAUGUUCUCGAAGCCAGCUGCUGAAACUCUAAAGACAGACCUUCCUGGAAGACUUAUCAGCCGCUGCCGAGUUUGCUUGAAACAAUGAAGACUCAUCUCUGACAAGUGGGGAGUGAUUUUGAUCUUGCUGUUUCAUACACACCAGCAGGAUAGAUGGACAAUAGGACGGCAGAGGAGCACCGAAGAGACAAGUCUGCUGAUGAGACUCCAUCCAGUCAUACUGCUCAAUUCAAGCUUUUAUUUUCUGUGAGCCAUUGAGAAAAUGUUGUCAUUACAAUAUUCAAAUCAGAAAGGCCAUUUCCUUUCAGUUUCUGAUUAAUUUUGUAGAGCUUUGUUUAAUUUUGUAAUAUGACCUCAGGUAAUAAAAUGCUCAAUAUGUCCACCCUUUGCUUCCCAGUCACACUCAUCGGUUCAGCAUUUUAGGGUUUGUGCUUCAUGUCCAGUGUGGAAUUCACCACAAGCUACCAGAAAUGGUAGGAGACAUGUUAGAGCUGUUUGCACAAACAUUUAUGCAUGUAUAGUUAUUUUCAAUUAUCUGCUAUACUUAAUGAAAAGGGUCCAGUGAACCAUUUCCAGAGGAUUGGGGAGCAGGACAAAGAGAUGCAUAAGCCAAAGUAAGUUAGAGGGACAGUUGGCCCAAGAGCAAUUCCACAGCUGGGAAGUGGUCAAAUGGUGGUUUUUAUAGCUAAGUGUUCCAACUGAGGUUGGGUGUUAUGUGCUUUACUGGAGCUAGUUGCUGCUGGUUGAGGUGCAGGCAUGGUUGUCACAACUCCAAGAGAUGGACUGUACAGAGGAAACGGGAAAAUAAUUUAAGCAACAUUUCAAGAUGGAGCGACUGACAUACAACUGAAUUUCAGAUACAGCUACUUGUUUAGAUGUCUUUAUAACAGCAAUAAUUUUAUUAUACAAUAUUUACAUUAUUUGUUAAUUUUAUCUAGUGAUUUUUUUUCUCAUAUUUACAUUUUCCCUUAUUCACUUUCCAUACAGCAGAUAAUGUACUGAACACGGAGCGGGUGUUACAUCUGAAGAAGAAAAUGACAUAGAAAUAGACAAAAUUUGUCUCUUCAGAGAUGGUGUUUCAGCCCACAAAGUAAUAAUAUUUCAACUGGAGGAAAUAUGUUGGAUUCAUCUGAAAAUUUAAGAAUUUACAAAAACAAGUUAUUCAGUUCUGCUUUUACGAGUGGCACAUGAUAAUCCAUCGGAUCUAGCAGAACCUGUUUGAUAUUUCAGGAGCCAUCCUAUCACUAUUUCAUGCCAGGAGGUCCUUUUUUAAAUACUCACUUUUGGAUCAAAAAUUUGGAAAGAGUGAUAAAACAUCUCCAUCUGAUGGACAUUUUUAGCAUUGCAGAUUUAGAUUUACCAGUUAUUUCUGUUAAUAGGCUUCUCUUUGGCAGAUUUAUGAAAGCUUUGCUCUCACAUUAACUAGUUUUACCUGUAGUUUCUGAAAGGUGGAUGGACCUGCUGUGAGAUGGAGGAUCACGGACUUGGAAAGAUGGAUUGAAGUGAGGAGGUAUAGGGUGUGAUUAGCAGAAAUGUAUGCAGAAAAAAAAUAUGGUUUUAUCCAUUCAAACUACAGAAAGUGGAGCGGUUCUUCAUCGAUGGUACUGUAUUGGACUAGAACCUUAAGGUUAGAAAUUUAUGUGUAUCUUUGCAUAUCUCAAUCACAAUGCUACUUUUUGUACUUGACCAGUCUAUCUGUACAGAGUAAGAUAUUGAAGUAAAAUGACAAUGGGCAAGAAAUUGAAUCCCUCAGAUUAUGAAAUAUUUCCAUUCCUAAAAACAGUGAGAAUACCAAAAUUUCAGAUACCAAUAGCCAACAUCCCAUUAUUUGAAAUGGAAAAAAUAAUAAUGCUUUAUCAACCCAUUUGAAAUCCCCUAAGUAAUUUUCCCAAGUAUGACUAAAAUACUCUAAAACACCUAUAUAACUAUCAACCCAUGAUUUCAGCAUGAUAUAAAUCAUUUACAUUUAUUCAUUUAGCACGCUUUUAUCCAAAGUGACAUAGACCUUGAAAAAAAAUACAAAAGUUGUAUUGUUGGCGAGUGCCAUGACCGCUUUGAGCAGUAAUCCCAAUAACACCUAGAAGUCCUGUUUUGAGCCACCUGGCAGAAAUCAGCACACCUGUUCCCAAUGACACAAUUGCAGAACAAGCUAUAAAAGGCAAGCAGGACGCUUACAGAGUUGGAGGUCCUUGGUCAGUUCCCUGAGAAAGAGGAAUGCACUGUGCUUUCUCCUAACACAUGUCCACUUCUAUGCUUCCACUUCAUUAUUCCCUGGUUCUCCUGUCACCGUUGACUGUUUUCAACAUCCCCAUUCCUUCACCAUUGAGCCUUUUGAGGCUUGUUGUUGACCAUUCUCUUUUUGUACUACAGUACCAACUUCUUGGAGCGUGUCAAGGUCCCACCACUGCAGAUAAAUUCUGCACUUUAUUCAUUACACUUUAUCUCUCUUUAACAUCCGGAGAGACAGAUCUAGAUGCAGACAUGUGAACCAAUUCAUGAUUAUCAAACAGUUGGUAAUUUGGUGUGUUUCCAGACAGUAUGUUUCAGGAGCAAAUUAUGUUUUUCUAAUAUCCAGUAGAUGGCAAAACAUUAAAUAAUGAAAUUUCUUUAAAAAAAAAAAACAAACUGGGAACUACAGUGUGUAACAGAGACCAGCUGCUCACAUAGCAGUAAUAUAUACACAUAAACUAUAACUAGUUGUGAUUGACCAGUUCACCAGAAAAGCAUGUUUUUAGAAUGUGUUGAAAAAAAUACACAUGAUAAUGUGAAGACCAUGGAAACUACACACAAAGACAACAUGUCUGAAGUAUCCCAGCAACCAAAUUAUUUGUUUAAUUUGCAAAAAAAAUUGUGUUUUAGUAAUAAUUAAAUUAUCAAAAUCACUGUAAACAUUACAAUGCAUUGUGUACAAAAAAGUACACUUGAAGAAAUACAAUCAUAAAAACCUUUGUCUGUUUAAUCAGAUAAAUGUUUACUGGAAUGAAAUACACUUAACCUGCAACUUCUUAA